Messenger RNA from Hydra vulgaris (swiftwater hydra), 1134 nucleotides. RefSeq lists its product as uncharacterized. The record is from RefSeq and is a predicted model, not a curated record. Lineage: Eukaryota; Metazoa; Cnidaria; Hydrozoa; Anthoathecata; Hydridae.
AAAAAACUAGUUGGAUUUGGUGCGGAUGGUGCAUCCGUUAACAGAGGGAGCAAGUCGGGCGUUAAAAUGUUGCUCAAGGCUGAAGUCCCCUGGAUCACGUUUGGCUGGUGUGUAGCACAUCGUCUCGAGUUAUCAUUAAAAGAAAAAUUAGGAAAAACAGCCUCAUUCAAUGACGUUGAUUACAUGAUUUUAAAAAUGCAUUACAUUUACAAAAAAUCCCUCAAAAAGUUAAGACAGUUGGGUGAACUCAUUUCUAUUUUAGAAGAUGAUGAAUAUAACAUUGGUGGUUACCGACCUAAGAAAGCCUCCGGUACACGAUGGAUUUCACAUAAAGUUCAGGCUUUAGAAAUGAUUUUAGAUAAAUACGGUGUUUAUUUAACACAUCUGGAAAAUAUGACUGAAGAUAUAACAUUUACCAAUGCUGAAAGAGCUAAGUUUAAAGGAUACCACAAAAAGUGGAUUCAUGCUAGAAUGCCCCCUUUAUAUCGCGUUGUUUAUUGAGAUUUUAGCACCAGCAAAGAUGUUGUCAAAAUGUUUUCAAAGUGAUGAGAUAGAUGUGUUGGCUUCAUCAGGGUUUGUUCAACAAGCUAAAAGCCAUUUAAAUCGUAUUCAAAAAACAAAGUUUAUUAAUUUGCCAACAGUAAAACGUUUUCUCGCCAAAGUGACUGAAAAAGAAGGAAAGUUUUAUUUCCAGGGUGUUGCACUUAACGACUUUGUAAAUGCUAAACAUUUAGUAAAAAAGUCUAAAUCUAUUCAUAUCGAGUUGGUAACAAAUUCAAUCAUAGAGCGUUUGGAAACAAGCGAUACUAUUACUGAUAUGUAUGGUACAAAAGUUUUAAAUACAGAAGGUUGGCUUCAAAGUAUUGAAAAUGAAACAUUCCUGGAUGAAGGAAUAGAAAAUCUUUUUGACUUUUAUAGAGCACCGUUGCGACAUGCUGGUUUUGCAGGAACUGUAAAUGAUGUUUUGGAUGCUUGGCAUAGCUUGGUAAACUACACUGUAAAAUAUUUAGCACCACAUAAUACCGGUUAUCGUAAGUUAUGGCAUCAAAUUUUUUCUAGCUCAAUGAAAAAUGAAUGGGUUCCGGUUUUACUUAUUGUCAAACUAUUAUUUACUUUGCCUGUUUCUAAUGCCAA